GUCUUUUUUUUUUCCUGGUUAGGUUCAAAGGUUUAAAGCUACUUUUGUUUAAGAGGCAGAUCACAGUGCAGCUCAUUAGAUCAGAAGACUCUGGACUGCUAAGCCAUUUCAAAAGUAAACCAUGCCAAACUACAAGCUGACCUAUUUCAAUUUCAAAGGGAGAGGAGAGAUUUUACGCUACAUAUUUGCUUACAAAAAUACUCCAUAUGAAGAUAACAGAAUUGAAUAUAGUGAAUGGCCUGCCCACAAAGCUUCUUACCCAUUUGGAAAGCUCCCAGUUCUAGAGAUUGAUGGAGUCGUCUAUAAUCAGAGCCUUGCUAUUAGCAGAUACUUGGCCAAACAAGCAGGUCUCACAGGAAAAUCAGCGAUGGAUGACCUUAACAUUGAUAUCAUAAUUGCUAAUUUGGAUGACUUGGUGACAUUAUUUCCUUGGGAAGGUGAAAAACAGAAAGUAAAUGAGUACAUGGAAAAGAAUUGUCAUCCAGUCCUGUCUAGCUUGGAGAAAGCUUUGGGUGACAAGAAAUGGUUUGCUGGAGACUACGUAACAUGGGCUGACUUUUUCUGGGAUAACUGUGUGGACAUGUUUGAUUACCAGCAACCUGGUUUUUCAAAAGCCUAUCCUCAUUUACUGGCUCUAAGAAAGAGAGUACAAGAAAUCCCAGAGAUUGCGGUGUGGAUAAAGAAACGACCAGAGUCACAAUUCUAAAUUGUCUGUCAUGUUGCGAUUAUUAAGAAUUAAAAGAUUCUGCUUGGUCUAAAUAAAACUUGCAACUUCGGUGUCCAA
Molecule: messenger RNA, 784 nt
Organism: Rana temporaria (common frog)
Lineage: Eukaryota; Metazoa; Chordata; Amphibia; Anura; Ranidae
Product: hematopoietic prostaglandin D synthase-like
Exons: 6
Coding region: 122-706 (194 amino acids)
Biological process (GO): glutathione metabolic process
Molecular function (GO): glutathione transferase activity
Source: RefSeq, a predicted model, not a curated record